Epithele typhae is the source of this 2340-nucleotide messenger RNA. RefSeq names its product DNA mismatch repair protein MutS. Gene Ontology annotation, molecular function: ATP binding; ATP-dependent DNA damage sensor activity; mismatched DNA binding. The record is from RefSeq and is a predicted model, not a curated record. Gene Ontology annotation, cellular component: nucleus. Gene Ontology annotation, biological process: mismatch repair; chiasma assembly. The transcript is spliced from 21 exons. The coding region runs from base 1 to 2340 and encodes 779 amino acids. NCBI's taxonomy places the organism in Eukaryota, Fungi, Basidiomycota, Agaricomycetes, Polyporales, Epitheliaceae.
AUGGCCGGUGCCUAUUACGACCCUAUCAAUUGUACGCUGUAUCUAUUGGAAGACACACCAGAUAACAGCCACUUUGAUCUCACCAAAGCUUUGAUCGAGCAAGUAAACCCGAGCAUGAUUCUCACCAGUUCCAAGGCGGACGAUAAUUUCAUGGAUGUGCUUCGUGACCAUAAAAGAGAUCCAAACCUGCAAAAGUGGAACGCCUCCGUUCGUCUGGCCAACUUCACUUCCGUAGAGAGCUCCCCCUGUCUCAGCUGUGUGGGCGCACUUAUUGAUCACUUGUUUCGCGCAAGAGCGGUAUCUGAGCCGGACGAAGACGUAGUACAAGGCCUCGAAGUUCAAAGCAUCGAACCCUUGCUUCUCCUUCAGUCCAUGCAGAUCAAUGCAGACGCCCUUUUCUCAUUGCAGAUUUUCGAGGACGAGAACCACGCCUCCAUUCACUCGGACAAGACCAAGGAGGGGCUUUCGCUCUUCGGUAUCCUCAACGCUACGAAAACUUCGCUGGGUCGCGCCCUCAUGCGCCAGUGGUUCCUUCGCCCUUCGUUGUCGCCGGAGGUCAUCGGGUGCCGCCACGAUGCUGUCGAAUGCUUCGUUCGGCCGGAUAACAUUGUGACCGCGGAAGCGAUGCACGGACACUUGGCCGGGAUCAAGAACGUCCCGAAGGUUCUCGCCGCCCUGCGGUCGGGAAAGGGAAAAAGAUCAGAUUGGCAGGGUUUGGUUAAGUUCGCAUUUCAUGCUCUAUUGCUGCGCGAUGCCGUCUUGGAGCUCCACCGGGCCAGUAACGUUCAGAUCGUUGGUCAGCUCCUCGAUGCUCUUGAUACAGCGAAGUUCAGGGAGAUUGGAAAUGCUGUCAACGGGACGAUUGAUUGGGAGGAGAGUUCAAGCGCAGAUCGUAUUUGCGUCAGACCGCACGUCGACGACGAGCUCGAUAACCUUAAGCACAUCUACAAUGGAAUAGACAGUGUUCUUUCCAAAGUUGCAGUCAAAGUUUCUUCAACGAUCCCUCCAGAUUAUACGUCGACCUUGAACGUUGUCUACUUCCCUCAACUAGGCUUUCUGAUUUGUGUACCGAUGAAAGAAGAGUGGAAGACCGAGGCGGGUAUUGACGUGUUGGAAGGCUGGACAUUUCAGGUGACUCCGAGACCGUUUGUUCUUUACCCCGUGCUGACCCUUGCAAGUCAUGUUUACUUCAAGUCUCAGGAGAUGCACGAUCUGGACGUGCAUAUAGGCGACUUGCAUCCCGCGAUUGUCGACCGCGAAAUCGAGAUCAUACAAGCGCUACAGGAGCAGAUUCUCGCCCAUGACAAGGCUAUGGGUCAUGCUUGCGAUGUGUGCGCAGAGUUAGAUUGUUUGAUAUCCUUUUCUUCCGCAACUCGCGCGUACGAGUAUCGAAGACCAAUCAUUGCGAGCGACAAUAUCAUUGACAUCAAAAAUGGCAGGCACCCUCUACAGGAACUAGUCGUCGACACCUUCGUUCCGAACGACGCAUUCCUCGCAGGUGGUUCAGGAAUCGGAGCAACAGGUGAAGUUUUCUAUCAAGACGACGCUCUCGAUGAAGAGGUCCAGUGCCCAAGAAGAAGCGUCGUCAUAUGCACGGGUGCGAAUGCUUGUGGGAAGAUUGCCUUGAUCCAAUACAUGGCCCAGGUCACCGAAUCAGCAACGCUGGGAAUAACAGACAAAAUAUUCACCAGGGUCCAGACCCGAGAAUCGGUGUCCAGAGUGCAAUCUGCGUUCAUGAUUGAUCUCAAUCAAGUAUCUCUUGCUCUACGAAACUCUACGCCGCGCUCUAUGGUAUUAUUGGACGAGUUCGGGAAGGGAACGCUCCCCACAGACGGGGCCGGGCUUCUUUGCGGUGUAUUGAAACACUUUCUGGAACGCGGCGACGAGUGCCCGAAAAUCAUCGCGACCACACACUUCCACGACAUUGUCCACCCCGGCCUGCUGGACCCGUGCAAGCUGCCCAUCGGCUUCGUGCACAUGCAGGUCCUUCUCGCAGGCGACACCGACAUGCUCGAAACGCAGAGACAAGAGACGAGGACGGCGCGGGUGGCGAACGGCUACUCGCUGCACUCCCACGCGAUAACAUGCGCAGAGCUCUUCGGCGUCCCGAAGCGAGUGACGGCUCGCGCGAAGCACGUCAGCGAGCUGCUCGACCAGCACGAGCUCGGCCGGCUCCUGGACGAGGAGAUGACGGAGGAGGAGCAUCGGGGGCUCGCGGAGGCGGAGGAGGUCUGUCGGCAGUUCUUGGCGUGGGACGGGGAGGCGCACGUCGCUGGGGAGGGUGCGCGGACGGUGCGCGAGAUGCUGGCCGAGGCGUUGGGCCGCAAAGACGGGGAGUAG